UUUCCGGUGUAUAGGAAGGCAGGCGGGUGCGCUGCUUAACAAGUAUAUGGAGGGAUGGAGAAUAUUUCGCGAUGUGCUUCAUAGCAACGCAGUUUCAUUCCAGACUGCCAGAAUUCCCCUCCUAACAAUGACCAAGCAAGCAAAAGCAGGAUCCGAUCCUACUUGGAAAAGCAAAGCACCGUCACUUUGUGGACUCGCACAGAUAACAGACGGCCUGUACCUCAGCAAUGCAGUUGCAGCCAUCAACAGGGUCCUUCUUACUAGAUAUCGCAUCACGUGUAUCAUCAGUGUCUCUCUGGAAUACACCAGCCAUGUCUAUACCGACUUGGAGUAUCUCCAUUUUCCAAUCGCAGACACUCCUGAUAGUUACUUGUUUAAGCAUUUUGAAGCCAUAACAGACAAGAUCAAAAAUGUGGAACUCAAUGGAGGUCGUACAUUGAUUCACUGUGUAGCAGGCAUUAGUAGGUCUCCGGCGCUCUGCCUUGGCUAUCUUAUGAAACACAAAGGCUUAACCCUGCUGGCAGCACACUCUUAUCUGAAAUCACUCAGACCGAUCAUUCGCCCCAAUAAUGGCUUUUGGAAACAGCUGAUCGCCUAUGAGAUGGACUUAUUUGGGGUAAACACUGUACACAUGAUUAACUCCCCGAUGGGACUUAUUCCAACCAUAUAUGAAAAGGAGGUGAAGAACAUGGUCCCAUUUUAAAUACAGUUUGUGUAAUGUCUGAAAAUAAAAGUAUAAGAACUA
This is a messenger RNA of Spea bombifrons (plains spadefoot toad), 745 nucleotides long. It is a transcript of the gene DUSP18, whose product is annotated as dual specificity phosphatase 18. The transcript has 2 exons. The record is from RefSeq and is a predicted model, not a curated record. The coding region runs from base 47 to 703 and encodes 218 amino acids. Gene Ontology annotation, molecular function: MAP kinase tyrosine/serine/threonine phosphatase activity. Gene Ontology annotation, biological process: protein dephosphorylation. NCBI's taxonomy places the organism in Eukaryota, Metazoa, Chordata, Amphibia, Anura, Pelobatidae.